Molecule: messenger RNA, 13395 nt
Organism: Odontomachus brunneus
Lineage: Eukaryota; Metazoa; Arthropoda; Insecta; Hymenoptera; Formicidae
Gene: CCAP-R
Product: cardioacceleratory peptide receptor-like
Exons: 7
Coding region: 9140-10402 (420 amino acids)
Biological process (GO): G protein-coupled receptor signaling pathway
Cellular component (GO): membrane
Molecular function (GO): vasopressin receptor activity
Source: RefSeq, a predicted model, not a curated record
UUUUCACUCAUUCCACUCUUCUUCUAUCCAUUUUAAUUUUAUUAAAUUCAACUUCACUGUUUAAUGUUGAUCGAGAAUUACUUUAAACAAAAAGCUACAAGUCACAUUAGACGUGAGACGAAGGUAGAACUUUUCGCUUUCUUUUAUGUAAGUACUUUUAAACACAUGUUAUAUACACAUAAUUAUAAUAAAAAAGCAAAAAGACAAGUAUGAAACAUAUGUACACUGAAAGAAAAGUGCUAAAAAAUUUAUUUGUGAGAUAUAAAGUUCAUUCACAGAAAUAAGUUUCACAGAAAUAAACUUUAUAUCACACAAAUAUUUUUUCUCAGUGUACAAUUUUAAUUUCCAUACAUUGGUCGCGAGAGAAAAGCGUUUAGUACAUGUCAUACGUGAAAUACUAUGCAUGCUGCACACAAGCGUGCACCGAUUGUGUGUACCCACUCGUGCCGCAAACGUCAAUUUAUUAGCUAUUCCGCAAUAUUAAGGAAAACGUGCAGCAGCUCGUUAUUGCGCUUACAGUCGGAGCAAUCUGACCUAAUAUCGGGCCAAUGCGAACUCCACCGGCGGAAUUGCCUUCGAAAUACCAGAGCAGCUGUGCGGCAUUGUUAUACCGGCAUUAGAGUUCGUACUUUCUCGCGACGCGAAACGAGCGGCAACGUGCAUCGUCGCGCUUCCGUUCUCUCCCUCUCGUUAGCUUAACGAGCGCGAGACUUGUUAAGUACGUAACUCGCCCCGCGAUCGUAUGACUUCCGUGACCUGAGCUCGUUUAUCGAAAGGGAAUAAAAUUCGCGAGUCCUUUGACACGUGCGCGAGCGUAGGCGCGUGCGAGCGCUGCGCCGCGCCGCGUCGCGCCGGCGUUUUCUUCCCGUAGCACGGCUCCGACGUGCCUUCAGUCGCGUCCCGCGCGUCGUACGAGCGAGUGCGUGUGCUUUCGCUCGCAUCCACUACCGUUGAGAAAACCUCACCCACCUUGCGUUAUCUUCGCUCCCCUGACGUUAUUCCCGUUGCACCGCUUUCGCACCCCCCGUGUCACGUAGCGUCCGUCGACGGCAUCAAUGAGAGUUCGAGGGCGAAGGGACGAACGAAACGCGAAAUAAAGCAUGAGACGCGUCAUCAAGUAGCCUCGGCGGCAGGCCGGAAACGUCACAGGAAAGGACGGAAUUGUCGAUUUUCAGGAGAUAUCCGUCGGACAUCGCCGACGUUGAUGAUCGCGAUGUCGCUCGUCGAGAGAGCGGAGUCGAUCGGCCGGCCGGUCGCUUCACGUUUCGCGCCCCGUGUCGACGGACAGUGUUCUCGCGGUGAUAUUCGUGGGUAGACGUCGCUCAGUCGCGUCGCUCCGGCCCACAGACGUGGUGAAUUCGCCCGUGAAGCCGCGACGAAGGAGACGCACGCAUUGCGCCGAUGAUCCCGUAGACGUCUCUCGCUUUUAGAUAGACCUGCUACUUGGAGGGUAGUAGCGUGUAACCUGUUGCGGAAUGCGAUAAUCGGAAGGCUGUUAAUGCCCGUGAGAGAUCGUUCCUCUGCACCGCCGCUUCACGUAAGGGUUGUUGCACCAUCUUCCGGUGAUCCUCCACGGGCGAACGGCGCUAGCGCCUUUCGCCGCUAACACGAUUUCCCGGGUGUAACAUGUAAAAUAAGCACAUUAAUCCUUCAGCGACGGCGUUGUAACACUAAUGCCGUUGUCGCGGGGCUUUGCCCCUUGAGGAUUCUGAGCGUUAGGUUUAAUUGUCGCGACGUCCCGCUCGGGAGAGACUCAUCUAAGUUGUGAACUCGUUAGCCGCAGUUGGAUUUGAAAAAUUGCGCGAUCGCGUCGUUUCAUAAUUGUAUUCAUAUGAUAAACAUGUAAUCUGAGUGAUCAAAUGAUACGUUCGCAUCGAUGAUAGUAUUCUCUUAUCAGCGUACUUCAAGUCACGAUGAGAUUGAGAGAUUAAUUGCGUGGGAUUUUCAAUUCUUACUUCAUUAGUUAAUGUUAUUUUUCAUGGGAGUUUCUGGAGUCAAAAUUUUUGCUCUACUUUGGACUUGAACUUGAACUGAACUUACUAACAUCUGUAAAUUCUGAGGGAUCAGAGUAUGUGUACAUUAAGAAAAUAUUUGUAGACUCUAGAGAGGAGCUCUCGACGAAAUAAGUGGGUCAGAUAGAAUCAAAGAAAAGAGGUUGUUGUAGACUUCAGAGUAUCAAAAUAAACGUCAAAUUGAACAUUGAGAUGAAAAAUAGAGUCAACAUUUCAACUUGAGUUUGCUUUAUUUUUUUUCCGGAUUUACAUGAAACGAUAAAUUAUCAAUAUUUGAGAUGCUUUUUGUGUCGUUUUUAGCUAAAAAAAUUUUAGAGAAUAAAGUUCUAGAGAUUGGUGAAUUUUUGAGAGUUACUUUAUCGUACGUGAUCAAGUCAAGUUUUGUCCCUUCUCUGUUCUUAAACUGAAUUUAUCGUCGGGCUCUUUCUUUUUUAAAUGUCGAUGAUAAAUUUGGAGACCAAUCGUAAAUUCAGAUUCAAAACAAAAGACGAAUAAUCCGUGGCAAACAAUUUGAUUUUAAAGUCUGCGCGAUAUCCAAGUUGUCUUCGCUUAUUUUCCCGAACAGAACAAGUGCAUAUACAUAUAUACAUGGGUUUUUCUCCUUUAUAUCCGUGUUUGUAUCUACAUAGUAAUUUCACGUACAAUCACACUCUCUCGACAAUAGAAUAAAAACGCGAAUACGUAAGUGCUUUCUUUUUAUUUCCCUGUACUUUUUAUGCUUGUUCAUAGAAAUGCUUAUUUGCUUUCCCUCGACCGCGGAAACGAUUACGUUUUUUUCGAAUUUGUAUAUUUCGGGUACUUGCUGAGAACGCGGAAAUUGAAGCGCGACAUACGCGUGAAAUUAAAAGGAAAAAUUAAAAGGUAAGAGAAGGGCGAAAGCUUAAAAAACGCUGUUGCACCUCGCUUUGAGAGAGUCUCCUCGCGUGAUGUAAUAAUAAUCUCACCUAAAUCGCUCCGACUAACGACUGCGUUACGCAAUUAGUCCCCAGCAUCGAUAGCAUGUUUUUCUUUGAACGCGUAGGUGCAGUGUAUCAUAAGUUACUCGCGGGAGAUCAAAGAGAAGCCAUCCAUCGGCGGUAUUAUCUUUUUAGAAUCAGCAGCUCUCGUAACACCUCGCAACACUCUUUGCUUACUUGCACACUUGCAAAUAGAAGAAGCUAACAUAUGCCCAACAAGCCAAGCUACAUUCCGAUAUCCGAUAUCUCAAAGAAGCUUGACCGAAAUUUGCACUUCUCGUUAAUAGACUCUCUAACUAAAAGCCGUAAUAUGAUGAAGGCUGUUGUUGCUAUAACUAGUAUGCGGACGGAGUAUUAGAGAAGGACGUAGUUCACUUUUAUCACCUGAUAUUCGUCGUUUCUUUGUGAAAUAAAAAAAGAACACGUAUUAUCUCAUCUUUCGCCAGUGAUUUCUCUUAUAAUUUCUCCUCGAAUAAUCUUAUCCAGGUACACGUAAAAUCACACAAAAAAAGAAAAGUAUCUUUACGUUUUUUAAAUCUAUAUGUUUUACAAUAUAGUAUUUGAUUAUAACGUUUCUGUUAUUUCGCGAAACUGAAUCGCACUGCUGUAUACAAAUAAACAAAUAGAAAUAUAUCGUCGAACACACAGAGGCAUGCCGGUGAGACUCCAACUGGGAUAAAGCGAUCGUUUCAAUGAACCCCGCGGAAAAUAUUGGCCGCGGUUUCUGCGAGAGAGAUGUUACGACUACUCCUGAAAAUUCGCUGUCAGUGUCAGACGCGUUCAGGCAUUCGCGGUGUACACAACGGCGCGUCGUCACAGGAUUUUCACUCUUUUUCCCCACAGAAAUACCACCGCGAGCGGACAAUCUUGUUGAAAAAUAAGUCACUCCUACGCAAAAGAAAUAUUUCCCUCGUUCCUUUCUCCGCGUACUUUCUCUCUUUCAAAACAGAGCCGCGCGUGAUAAAAUAUUGCGGCGGGGAGCUGCGGAGAGAGUGCCGGUAAUCCCGCGGCAUGAACGGAUAAUCCUGUUGCACGCGGAUCGAUCUGACUGGCUGUAUGAAACCUCGAAUGCGCGAGUCGAGCUGUCGAGUCGUUGGCGGACACUAAGCCCGUGUGUGUUGUCAGGAUAUGUCAAUCGACUUGUAUCCUGACAUACAAGUAUCGCUGCCAUUAAAUUAAUCCUGUGUCGCCGAGUUCGUAAUUUUUCUCGACUACGUUGGACCUAAGAUGUCGAAGGACAGUUUAACGUAGUUAGUUUACCGUAAAAGCUCUCGCGCACUGACGUCGAUUUAGGUGAAUUUGUUGCGACGAAUUUUCUCGACUAUUUCGUAUUCGGUUGUGUCUUGUGCGAUUUUUUUCUUUUUUCAACAACGAGUUCGUAACUUUUUAGGAGAAACAGCGAACGAAGUUUAACGUAACGACAUGAUGCGGUACAAUCGGACACGUUGAUUGGAGUACGGAAUGUAAUUACUCGCGCGUAGGUUUUCCACGUAGAAGGUAGAAAAGUCCAUUGAAAAUUUUUCAGAGAAUCCAUCAUGAAGAUUAAGAAUAUCGUUGGUCAAUGGCUGAGGGAAUGUUCGAUAUAGAGUCGCAUUUUCCAAGCUCUUGGUAACCUAAAUAACAAUGAAAUCAUGUUUGUCUUGAUUUUUCCUUCAAAUUAAAUUAAGACAGACAUUCAAUUUAAUUCUUUCGUACCUAUUUAUGAAAAAAAAUCAUAAUUUUAAGACAAAUAGUCCUUUCGAUGUCUGCUUUGACUUAUUUAAAAGAAGAUUAAAAAUGUAAAAAAUUAGCAUACUUUUAAAUUUAAUAUAUAAUAUAUAUUAAAUUUAAUAUAUUCGACAAAAUAUAAUUAUCGAAAUUAAAAAAAAAAUCCAAUUUUUAGCUAGCAUACUAGCAACGUUUCCUCAGACAUUUCUCUGUCUCAUUCAGCGAAUUUAAAGAAGAGAGAAUCGCAUUUUAUUGGUAAAUAAAAGACUGUUACCUAUAAAAGUUAUAUAACUACAUAAAUAUAUCGACAUGAUCAUCAAUAAUAUGUACAAAAUAGUAGAUUUUGACCUGUAAUCGAAAAUGUGUUCAGAAGUUCCUCGUAGUUAUUGUCUAAAAUCUAUUAUCUUAAAUUUAGAUUUUUUAUAUUCCAUUUGUAAUUAGUGUGAUCAGAAAUAAACCUAAUUCAAACCUAAUUCAAACAUAUUUUUAAUAUAUCAAUAUUUACGUUUUUCAUAUGAAUUUAACCAUCUUAAUGUGAAACAUCUUUUCUGAGAAAGCUGGAAAGGGUUAACUGUUAAUUAGCUUAUCAAAAAAUCAGAAAAAUCAGCGCAUAAAGCGUGAUGAUGGAAAUCCGUCGACAAAGAAACUUCAAAAUGAUUAAUUUUACGCCCGCGAACAUCUCAUAAAAUCAGCGACGAAAUUUAGUUUGUCACUUUGCGUUUUCGUGAUAUCGCCUCCGUGAUAUCACGGGCCGAAAGUCGGUGUGUCAUAUCAAUAUUAUUUUAUCUAUGUUACUACUUGACGUUAACUACAACGUGGCCAGUCGAGAAAUUAUGUUCGACAAAAUGUAAUUAGUUUAACGUCUCGUUGAACGUCACGAUUAAAAUUAAUCUGUCGCCGGAUGAUCAUGCGUCACUUUGGUGCGUGAAGUGUAGGAAGCGAAGCAGCUGUGACGACGAGUUUUCCGACUUCGUCGCAAAUACCCCGCGUUUAUUCAUCUAGCAACGAAAACAUAGCGAUUCGUUCGGAGAAAACUGAUCUCAGAGAUCGUGUUCUCACCAUUCGCGAUCUCUCUGACUCGGAUGCGCGGGAUAUUUCGAAGAGUCGUCAUACAUUCUAGAACUGACCGCGUUAAGCUUCCAUCUAGCAGCAGACUUACUGUUAUCACACGAACAUUACACGUGUAUUACGAGAGCAGCGUAACAAUGAGUUCGACACGAGCCGCAUUUAGCUGCAGCGGUAAGCGUUUGGUACCGUUGCACGAUUUCGGCAGCUAUUUCCACCGUACGCGCGUGCAGAUCUAUUCUUCGGGUGGGUUUCCGGUGGUAGAAUGUACCAUCGAUUCAAGAAUUCCAUUUCGACACGCGUUUUCCGUUUCAAUUCACUUGAGAAUCGACAAAAGCUUCUCUCUCAGUCUUUCUCUCUUUUUCCGUUUCGAGGUACCACUUCCAAUCGUACCACGCGUUCUCACAAAUUAUUAAGGCACAUAAAAGUCAUAUUAGCGGCGAACAUUCGUGCCAAGGAAUAAUAAUAACUUCUAUUUCCGUGGGGCGCGCAUACUGAGUCGCGCGAUCCUCCCGUCAGAGAACGAUGUGAUGGAAAGAAGGAGAGAGAGAAAGGAAGGAAAGGAACUCGAUGGGGAGAGGCCGGUCGGAAAAUUAUUUUCAGCCCCCGAGAAGAUUAAUUAGAGUAGUAAGCCACGUCAGGGGCAAAUGACUCCUUCUUCAUUCGGGAAAACCCUCGAUAUUAGAACUUCGCAGAACGUUGAGUCUGGCGUGUGAUGGCCACUGUAUAUCGAUGCGCACUAUAUAACGCAAGUACAAUAAAUUAUCGCAAGGCAUAAGAUGAUUUGUAAACUAUGUAAAAUGACCUUGAAAUUACAUUUCAUUUAGAUAAAUGCCGCAUGAAAUUUAUAGUCGGUUGCAUAUCGGGUUGCACACUUUUUAUUAAAUAAUAAUAAUUUCGCAAUUUUUGUCUCAAAACUCGGGAGUAACAGCUUGUUAGUAAUGCACGUGUUCGAUAAAAAGCCAUCGAUAAAAAGCAAUAUAUUCGAUACUCCGAACUAUUCGAUGCGAAAACGCUCGUUGAAAAAAUCCCCCGCGAAAUACAACCUACGCCGGCAUAUUUGAACGAUGUCGGGCGUUUCGUGAUUCCACUUUCAACUAUUUUCGAAACAAUGCGAGCACACGUAUUAAUUCGCGUCGGAAAUAUUUCGGGACGUAUCGCUGUUUCGGGGCACCGAAGUUUGAUACGAGCGAAUAAUCGAAACAAACGGUAAACGGAAAUAAACGAAUCUUCUUCGGGAAAUUUACUCGCAGAAUAUAAAAUAGUGACGUCGCGUGGGGAAUAGGAAAGGGAGGGAGUGGUUCGUGAUUAAUUAGGCGGCCAACUACGCGCCACUGUCUGACAGUUUUCUCGUAGUCGAAACGGAACAGCCUGUCGGACAACUAAACCACUUAAUCAAACGACACUCCGCGGGCGACAUAUCGACUUGAGCAGGUGUAGUCUACAAUCCUUGACAUUAUGGUACACAUUAUGGUACAUCUACUUCUCUCUUUCAGCCCACACAUCAGAGUAUUCAUUUACGUUUGCCCGUAAUUUCGAUGUUUGUUCGAUUGAUUUCACAGAAGCUCCUCUCGGGAGCUUCGCGCUCUGGGAAAACGCUGGGAAAGUUCAGUAUUUGUCGCGUCGAGUCGAGCGGAACUAUUCACACAGAGCCGCCACACACAGAUCUCCACGAGAUAGAUUUUAUCGACUUUCUUUCAUCACUGUCUUACGCAAACAACGUAACACGUUCGUUAACGCCGCUCGACUAAUUUCUUGGGAAUUUGUCGUGGCGUGCCAACAGCUUUUCGCCGGAAAACGACAGGAAAAUUCACUCUUUCGUCGCGUGAAACGAAGCGAUCUACACACGAGCAACUACUCUGCCGAGUAGAGUUUCAUUAGCUCACUCACGACGCGCAGAUGAUAAAAUUAUAGGAGAUGGUGAGGAGGAUUUAUGUUCCAUCUGUCAGAGCGAUACUUGGCGGCGUAAGACUCCGCUUAGCUUCCCGUCACUGCACAAUGGCUGUUUGUCUACUUGUCAGCCAGUGUGUUGUGCUAGUAAUAUACUCGGUAAUUCAUCCCGACACGAUCGAAAUAUGUAUCGUCGGGCAUGCCAAGAUCUUCCGCGAGAAGUGCCGGGCACCGAAACAAGCCAAUGUUUGUUCGCGCGCGAACGAGACCCGCGGAUAAUUUCGCGCGCGUGAAUGAGCGACACCGAGACUCCUCUAUUUCAAGUGGUAGCUGGCGAGUCGGAACGAAAAGUGAAAACCGGAGUCAUAAUUCUUCCUUCGUUGGCGGCUACUCCUGAGAGGGCGAAAAGCGUCGCGGCGCGAAGAAACUCUCGACGAACAUAACGGGACGACUCGAGUCCUCGAUAUCGAUUCGUUCGUCUAUUUUUCUUGGCUGCGCUAACUUCGCGGAAGCUUGGCGAUACUAUCGGUGCAAUGAGAAAUUUGUCUUCGCCGUUUAGUACGUCGCUGUGUUUUUGUACGAUCUGAAUAAUUAAGAUCCUGCUACUCAGACAGAACGACUCCUAACGCAUUACUGUAGUGCGGUGCCGAGUUUGCGUUAACUUUCAUACAUCACGUUAUCGCGAGCGUUUACUUAUAGCGUACAUUACGAUUUUGGAUUGCGCUGUGAUUUAUCGCAACAGUCGCAGCGCUUCUAAUUUGCUUAGUCUGUUUUGCUAAGAGAAUCUUUGAAUGAUAUAUUGGUUGUAUUGUGCAUACUUCAAAAAUAACGAAAAUAUUUGGGAGAAGUUGAAGAUUAAUUUAUGUUGCAUCUAAAAAUAAUUAUUCGAUUAUUAUAAUUUGUAAUUCAUUAUAUUUAUUAUUUUAUCUUACUUAUUAUAAUAUUAUUUAUAAAAUUAUUUUACAAGUAAUUAUUAUUACUUGUAAUUCAGAGUUUGUAUAAAAAAGAAAAACUAUUUUACUUUGAAGUGUAAGUUCAGCAAACAUCAUGAUGUCAAAUGAAAUUUCAUGUGUGUCUAUCACGUCUAAACAGAAUAAUUUGACAGCAGUGAACGUAACUGUGCACAAGUGAAAACCCGUGCAGUUCUAUAUGCAUGUUUCUCCUUGUCUCAGAGAAAAACAUGUUCGAACUGAGUUGUUCGAGUAUUCCUAGUGAGUCAACCAAGCGAGUCGCGAACGAACGAAAAACAGGUUUUAUCAUUGAUGAAGAAACUGGGGAUGUUUAUACACGUGGCUGUCAUUGCCUCGUUGUAGGAUAAAACGUUAAAAAAAGAGAAAAGAUCCGAGUCAAGUCACCGUUAUAAGAAGAAUCGGAGGCCACUCCUCGUGGCAAAGGAGUCGUGUGCUUGCGGAAAUGAAUCGACGGACACUUAACCGGUAGUCGUCGUCGGGAAUCAUGAGUCUUCCACGGGGAGCAAAAAUCACGGGGAGCGGCUAGUCGCGACCGCGGAUGUCGAUCGGAACGAACAUGUUCGGGAUCGAUGUGGACCGGACAGGCGACAAUCGCAACCAUACGGUCCUCGUCGACCUAGAGCACGACGCUGGCACGAGGAACUUCACCGACGAACUCUACCUCUUGCCAGAUUACAUCAAUGUCACGCUGCUGGACACCAACACGACGGAGGAGAUUGACUCGUUUUACUUCUACGAGACGGAGCAGUUCACGGUACUAUGGUUACUGUUUGCUGUAAUAGUUGCCGGUAAUACCGCCGUCCUCGCCGGUCUGUUGCUGGGAAAGCGCAGAAAAUCCCGAAUGGAUUUUUUCAUCAAGCAACUAGCGUUUGCGGAUUUGCUCGUCGGCCUGAUAUCCGUACUAACGGACAUAGUCUGGAGAACGACGGUCACCUGGCAUGCGGGCAAUGUGGCUUGCAAGCUGAUAAGAUUCAUGCAGGCCGUAGUGACAUAUAGCUCGACCUACGUCCUCGUGGCGUUGUCAAUCGACAGAUACGACGCUAUUACGCGUCCAAUGAACUUCUCUGGCAGCUGGUGGAGAGCUCGAGCUCUGGUAGCUGCGGCUUGGGGUCUGUCGGUAUUAUUCAGCGUGCCGAUUAUAUUUCUAUACGAAGAGAAACGAAUACAGGGCACGAUGCAGUGCUGGAUCGAUUUGGGCUCGCCGACCCAAUGGAGAAUCUACAUGAGUCUGGUGAGCUUCAGUCUCUUUAUAGCGCCCACUUUGAUAAUAGGAGGGUGUUACAUGGUCAUCGUGGCCACGAUAUGGUCGCAAGGAGGAGCGCUACGUCAGGGACCUACCAGGGAUACGAGGAGAGCGUCCUCGAGGGGUCUUAUUCCCAGGGCGAAAAUCAAAACAGUGAAGAUGACCUUCGUCAUAGUAUUCGUAUUCAUUCUUUGCUGGAGCCCAUACAUAGUCUUCGAUCUCCUCCAGGUUUAUGGGCACGUGCCAAAGACGCAGACGAAUAUCGCGGUCGCAACCUUCAUACAGAGCUUAACACCGCUCAAUUCGGCUGCUAAUCCGAUUAUCUAUUGUCUCUUCAGCACGCCGUUUUGUAAAACCGUACGGAACAUGCAGGCAAUCUCCUGGAUUUCGGGAUGGUGUCCCGCGAAUCCGCAUCACUGCUUUGGUACCGGAACCACGAGUAAUAGCACGAGGACGACCGUGACGACGUCUCUGACGGCUCAUUCUUCCCGCAGGAGCGGGCACUUCACAAUGCUACAUACUACGUCGCGGAAACGCGUCAUGGUUUCCUUAGUCUAAAGACCGUGUUCUUCGAAAGAUAGAACGAAAUUUUCUUGCAAAUACCUUAAAGUUCGAAAUUCGAAGUUUCGAAUUGCGGCCAAUAAUUUGUCUGACUGUCUUCAGUUUGUCUUUAUUUCUCUCUUUAACUUAAAUAUUUAUAAUCUCUCGUCCUUAUACUCGAAGUACAAUGACCAUGACAUACGUACGAUCUCAUAAUGUGAAGUUUCGUAUAGCUUUAUUUGGUAGUUCCUUCUAGUGUGAAUAUUAACAAAAAAAAAAAAAAAAAACUGAUUGAAAGCCAAAAUUAUACUGUACUGUCGUCUAACUAAUUAGAAGCGUCACCAGUCGUCUUAUUUCAAUACGAAUAUUUUCCAUCGCAAUGUUAUCUGCGAUGGAUUUCGUAUGACUUUCUCACACCGUCCAGUAACAAAGGAUCGCUAUCGCGAGAUCCUUUCUUAUUAUAUAAGUUAAUUAACGAGGUAUUACUUGUACGGCGUACAUUAUCUUAUCUAACGUCGUAAACUCGUGCAGUGAUCUCAACAUCAUAUAAAUUGCUCGAAAAAUAUUUUCUCACUCUGAGACAAUGACGUAAAGGAUGCCAAUGAUUUUAUAUAUCAGUGAGGAAAAGCAAACUGAUCGUCAUUGUUUUAUUAGUGAUGCAAUCUGAUAUCCUAAAACUUUUGUAUAUAACACUACUCCAGUUUCUUUACUAUCUUUCCACUUGAGUAUAUAUAUGUGUAUCUAUAUCUGAGAAGCGAAAGAAUACAAAUCGAAAAAAUUUUUUCUUGAAAAAAGGGCUAUAAAAUUUCAAAAAUAUAAAUACACAAUCUCGAAAUAGAUUAAAUAUAUCUAUAAUUACGUGUAAUAAAUUUAUGAACUUAUCGUUUUCAAGUACUUCUGUUUUAUUUUAUAUUUAUUUAUGCCUUUUUGUACAACAAUCAUAUCUAGAGAGAAAAGUUUAAGUUUUCCUUGAUUACAAUAUAAGUAUACCAAAACCAAUGAGUUUACACUUAUUUUUUUCUACUACUCAGAUAUAGAAAUUAGACAUAAGAGAAUUGCGUAAGUCAGACAAAAUAGUCACAAGAUAGUACUUAAUCGAAAAUAAUUGUGUGCACACCGAUAUUAUCAGUAUUAAAGGGGACAUUGGGAAAGCGAUUAUAAUGUAUGUUUUCUGUUACUCUCUUGCGCGAUAAUUAUUAGUUAGUAUUUUGGGCUCGAUCGAUCGUUAAAGAUACCUUUUAUCCACGACUUUUAUCUCGACUUUUAUACUUAAAUUACUUGUCAGGGUAUUUUCACAGGGUAACUUAGAAUCUCAGUACUGCGGAACAGUGAUUUGUGGGGAACUGUCGCAAUUUGCGAGAAGAAAAUAAAUCUUAUCUCUUGAUGUUAUCUCACUUAAUGUUCUUUGAAUUCUUGAUUAAAGUCGUCAAAUAUGGGGAUUUCACGUAGUAAUAUGUGCAUUAUGUACCACGUAUGAGACUUUCUUUUAAUAGUAACAUAUGAUUUACGCAGGCUUGUUUUUUCAUAAAAAAAACUCAAAAAUUUAUUUGCCAAAUUAACCGGGACAAGAGGUAUCCAACUAUAGCUAUCGAACAGCCUAUGUGGAAAAUAAUACGCUCAAAGUAUACAUGUACAUAUGCAUACAUAUGUAUAAUACAAAGAGACAAACGAGAAAAUUUUGCCGCGUGUGUACAUAUACGUAAUAAUACGUGCGUAACGAUAUAUGUAAUAUAUUAAUGUGUAACAUAUUCCCUCCGCACUUUCAUGGGUGAUGUGACCAUCAUGUCGCGAUGUCCUACGAUCUGCGUGUGAUCUAUAUGCGUUGUGAUUUACACGGAGAUCGAUGAUUGAUUUCACGAUAAUGUUAUCGAAUCUCGUCUAUGACCAGACAGCACAAAACGUCCCAGAAUCCUAAAUGUAUCCAGGACGAAGACUGCUUUAGGAACAAUGCAAAAUACAUCCAGGAUAAUCUCAGGAUAUUCUGUGCUAUCUGAGUAAGUAGUGAAAGAAAAAAAAAAAUUUGUAUAAGUAAACUAUUUAUGAUAAAUAAAUACGUAAAUAAGCGAGAGCAGGAGAAAGAGGAAGAAAAGAAGAAUACACGAGUGUCUGGAUACGCAUGAACGUCCUUCGCAAAAUUAUGUUCCUGCUACUCGAUCCGUCGUAAAGGAUCACGCGUGUAUGAGUGUAAUAUGUCUGUUCGAUCAUCAGUGUCUUAAUAAUGCAUUCAGGGUGAAUCUAAAAAAUUUCGACGAAAUCGAGAAACGCGUGGCGCAAUCCGCGAGUAUCAGAAUCAUCGUGGACGAUCUGUUACGUAGCUACUUCCGAUUAGAUUGCAGGGAGUAAGUGUAAUUUAUUAGUAGCGUCUGUGUGAACGUAAUUUUACACGCAAUUCAUUAAUGUUUGUCCAGUCAUUCAGGUGAUCGCAGAGUUAUUUUAUUAUUUCAAGAUAUCGUGGAGGUAAAUAUUUGUUGCGUUGUUUGUAAACAACUUAUUAUUAUUUUCCACGAAGACUGAUUUUCCUAAAGAAGCAGAGUUUGUUGCACCUUCUUGUCACUUUGUCGCUCGACGGUUCGUGCUUUAAUCGAUAUGCAUGUAGCAUAUAAAGCUUUAUAUUUAAUAUGCACGAUAACACACGUUGUAUCUGAUUUAUCGUGCAAACUUUCGUAGAUAUAUUUUGCCUACCUCUCUUUUUAUCGUCGUUAAUUUAUCGUCGUUUUUUCAAAUAAGUUUCCAAAAAACUUCAGCCAUUGGUCAUGUUUUACAGCUAAGACUUUCAUACUAAUGCGCGAAUGAUACGUACAAUAAGUACAACGAUAUAUAUGUAAUUUCAAGCCGUGCAAAAUGUAGAUUAGUACAUAUUUGUAAUUCUAUUAUUGUAUCGUACCGUAUAAAUUGAAGGUGAUCAAAAUUAUUCUGAAAUUAUGUGAUGUAACAUUAUGCGCGCAUCGAUAAUGAGUACUAUUUGUAGAUAAAAAUGAAUAAACCUAUAAAUUAUUUAAUGCAAUCUUUAA